GGUGUUCGCUACACGGUGUUCGCUAACCCGGAGCCCAGUAACAAUACAUUACGUAACUUGCAGACGAAAUCGAGCCCGACUUACCUGUGAUUAACGGGAACUCAUCAUGAUAACGUAUACCUGAUGGUUGAUGGUGUUGUUUAAAGGCUGUGAAAGGGAUUAAAAAAAAUGGAGUUUGUCAUAGGAGCAACAGCAGCUUGUGGGGCAUGUAUUUUCUCCAACCCCAUGGAUGUGCUCAAGACACGCAUGCAAUUACAAGGGGAACUAAAGGCUAGAGGGCAGUACACUAUUAUUUACAAGAACAUAAUUCAUGCUGGCAUUGCUGUAGCAAAGGCUGAUGGGAUAUCAGGACUCCAGAAGGGUCUAUUGCCAGCUCUUUCAUAUCAGGUAGUUAUGAAUGGAAUGCGCUUUGGACUGUACAGAAGGAUCCUCGACUCAGGAAUCAUAUCUCAUGCUGACGGUAGUGUGUCAACGCUGGGUUGCAUUGCAGCUGGAGCUUUUGUGGGCGUGGUUGGUGGUGUUGUUGGCAGCCCUUUUUAUCUUGUGAAGACUCACCUACAAUCACAUGCAGCUGAAUCAAUUGCUGUGGGUCACCAGCACAAGCAUGAAGGAUUCUUAUCUGCACUGCACAAAAUUUUCAAUCAAGAAGGUGUCAGAGGAUUAUGGAGAGGAGCAACCACCUCCAUACCUAGAGUCGGUGUUGGUUCAGCUGCACAGCUCUUUUCUUACUCAAAAAGCAAGGAUUGGCUCGACCAUUAUGGGUUGUAUCCACGAGACAGUUGGCAAAGUACAUUUGUUGGUGCUAUGGUUAGCGGUUUAGUGAUUGCGUCAUUCAUGAGUCCCUUUGAUGUUACUGCAACAAGAAUUUAUAAUCAAGGCCUGGACAAGCAUGGCCGUGGGUUGCUCUACAAGGGCAUCACGGACUGCAUAGUGAAGAUCUACAAGACAGAAGGUGUUUGGGGAUUCUACAAGGGCUGGUCCGGUAUUUACUUCAGGAUUGGUCCACACAGCUUCCUCAAUCUCAUGUUUUGGGAUCAUCUCCAGAAGCUCUUUCUAAAAUACAGGGAAGAACAUGAUGCCGAUAAGAAUGGAUCAUGACCUUGAAAGUGAGUUUAUUGCUGCAGGUAAUAGUAUAGUAGUUAGAAGUUAUUAUUAAGAUGUCCAUGUAGAUGUACUGAUCUAUAACUCUUGCACAGUUAAUUGCCUUAGCUAAAAUGUUGAACAGCACAAAAAGUGUCAUAUAUUUUAUUGUUAUUAGUUCUUUUGUGUAUAGAAUAUUUUUGUAUAAUAGAUUUUAUUUUAUAGGUGUAAAUAAUAUUGUAUAUUAAUUUGUUUUUCACGAAACCCAUCUGUUGUGUAGAAUUUUUUAAUGCAAGGAGAAAAGUUCUCCAUCAGAAGUUUUGUAUAUUCUACUUAAAUCAUACAAAUUUUAGUUAUUUUGCUAUUCACUUUAUUUUUUUAUUUUUUUAUCAUUGAGAUACUGCUCAGGAAUAUAAGUUCCAGAACAUUAAUUAUCAAUUGCAAAGAUUUUGAUUGCAAAUGACAUUUAUUAUUCAUCAUAAUUUGUCAUAUAAAGUGCUUGUAUAACUUCCUCUACAUAUAAAAGCAAAGAUAACUGAAUAUUUUUUUUUGCUAGUCAGUACUUCAUGUAGUACUGAAAAGUACAAGAUAUUAAAUGAGGCAUCAAGGAACACAGUGGCAUGUGACUGAAAAUUCAGUAAGCUGAUACAUUGUAUGUUCAAAGAGCCAAAUUUUAAUAUCAAAAUACAGAAAUGCAGAAACUUACUUCGGACAGAGCUUGCAAAGUCAUUUACAGCAGGGUUUCAUUGUACAUGUGUAUUAAAUUGCAUUAGAACAUAUUAGUAUAUUAAUGCUCUUAAUGGUAAGGUCCAGCAGCCAAUGAUAUGUAAUUGAGCUUGGUGAUAAUGA
Messenger RNA from Penaeus monodon (black tiger shrimp), 1929 nucleotides. Its product is annotated as solute carrier family 25 member 35-like. The record is from RefSeq and is a predicted model, not a curated record. NCBI's taxonomy places the organism in Eukaryota, Metazoa, Arthropoda, Malacostraca, Decapoda, Penaeidae. The transcript has 8 exons. Bases 169 to 1098 code for a protein of 309 amino acids.